GAACAGAGGAAGUGGAAGGCUCCCGAUGUACGUGAGCGCUGCCAAGGGAGCGGCGUCGUUCUCGAUGCAAUCGCUUCUGAACCCGUCGAGCGAGUACCCACCGUCGAACAAGGAAGAUAUGUCUAGUCAUCCCCCUCACACUGUGCGUUCGUAUCCGCAACCACCAGUGCUCGUGCCUCCUCUCCGACCGCUCCAUGCGUUGCCUCCGAAACCGGAGAACCGAGCGAGUAGCGACCGCAAACGGCGGCAUGAAAAGGCCAAAGCGCGGUACAACGAAGAGAUGGCCGACCUCCACGACAAGUAUACGUCGUUGGAGCUUCAACUGACCGAAUUAGAGACGAACAAACGGAUGAAGAUCGAAGGACAGGCCCAGUCGACGUGGGAAGGGUUUGCGCGUCGGCAAGCGUGGCAGCGACAACAGUCCAUGAAGGAAAACGCGCGACUGAAAUCUCGACUGGAAAUGCAAAUGACGAUCAUUCGGGACCUCCAAGCAGUGCUGACAAACCAACCGCUUCUCCUCGAGUCGUCGAUCUUAGGACCGGCAGAAAUCCCGUUUGUGCACCUGACAGAAGACUCCCGCGAACGAAAACUCGCCGUCGACUCGAUCAUGCAAGCGCAACUCAGCCGAAUGCAAGUCGUUUUUGCCGAGAACGGGAUGCUGCGGUCGUUGAACACGUGGAAGCAAGUGGCCGUGCGCUUUGACGAAUGCACCAAGGAACUCGUGUUCGAGAUGUCGCUGUCUUUCAUAUUUAACGUCCCCAUCAACGAGCUCUGCGCCGGCCUCAACACGGCCAUCACCGUCCGCUCCGACUAUUCCGAGUACAGCAACGGAUCGACCAAGGUACCGCCGCCGUUGCAUUCUUCUUUUUUGGUCAAAUCCGAGUUGGUUGAUUUUUGUGUAAAUAUUUGUCAAAUCCACCUGAUUCCACCAUGGCUUGACUUGGUCAUCACCAUGAAUUGCGACAUUUUUCUCAUCAUGAUGGAUUCCGACGACAUGAUUUCACACAAAACGAAUCUUUUUUUUUAUUGCAGUUGAUCGAGACAUUCGAUUCCAAGACCCAGUACGUCCGACGCGUGUACACGUUGAACGGCGCCCCCGACGUGCACGUGAACUUUGUCUUUCACAGCUUUGGUACGACCGAUUCGUUUGUCUGGAUCGGGCAGUCUGUCCUCGAAGACGACUUGUAUCCGUUUCCAGAGAACGUGCUGCGCUCCCGCGAAAGCAUUUGGUGCCUGGCCGAGCCCAUCAGCGCGACUCAGUCCCGCCUUCGCAAAAUUCGCCACGUCCAUCUCAUCCCGCCAAAGUCGAAAGAUUUUGCCGACGUGUGCGGAGUCGGCAAGUUGGCGGACAUCCUGGUCAAUUGCUACGCUGCCAACACGGAGCUGUUUGCUCAAUUGGUGGAAUCGUCCGUGACAAAGAAUCUGAGCUCCUAUCGACCGGACCAGCUCAUGGAGUCGACGGGCCCACUCAUCCAGCUGAACCAGUUUAAAACCACCCAACUCUCCCUUCGCACUUCGUAGUGGCACCCUCGUCAAAAUAUUAACCUUAUCAAGCCGUGGGCACGGAAUCGUUGCGGUCCAGUUGUAGUUGCGUCGCAACGUCAUGCAGUGUGUGUGUCGUACGGGAAGGCCUCACAUUAGCAGCCACAGGUCGCUCCGGCGUAAAGUUGGAUGACCACGCUGCGACAUGUGUAAGUGCCGCUCGCUCGCUUCCUGAGCCGUCGUC
This is a messenger RNA of Aphanomyces invadans, 1726 nucleotides long. RefSeq lists its product as hypothetical. The record is from RefSeq and is a predicted model, not a curated record. The transcript is spliced from 2 exons. NCBI's taxonomy places the organism in Eukaryota, Oomycota, Saprolegniomycetes, Saprolegniales, Verrucalvaceae. The coding region runs from base 26 to 1036 and encodes 336 amino acids.